This is a messenger RNA of Anopheles coustani, 1710 nucleotides long. Its product is annotated as SPRY domain-containing SOCS box protein 3. The coding region runs from base 217 to 1329 and encodes 370 amino acids. Gene Ontology annotation, molecular function: protein binding. The record is from RefSeq and is a predicted model, not a curated record. NCBI's taxonomy places the organism in Eukaryota, Metazoa, Arthropoda, Insecta, Diptera, Culicidae. Gene Ontology annotation, biological process: proteasome-mediated ubiquitin-dependent protein catabolic process. The transcript is spliced from 3 exons. Gene Ontology annotation, cellular component: SCF ubiquitin ligase complex.
CAGGCGUUUUCUGGAAAGCUUUGAAAUUAUCAAUUUUGCACGAAAAACACACGGCAGAGGUUACACCAUCCAGAAAGUGAUAAUAUUCCAAAAAAUCCUUGCAAGUGCAGCUAAUUUAACAUAAACAUGCGUCACUUUGCUACUGUUGAAUCAAUGCCGGUACAUUGUUUAGUGUGAAUUAGCGCAAUUUCUUCCUUGAGUUUUGUUUGGUUUUGCAUGUUUAUACCUAAGAUUCACUCCGAAAUGGCCUGCCCUACACGCUAUAGACUGAUAAACCCCAGCACGUCCAAAGCCAGCGAUGAGAACGGCUCCGUCUCGUUUUGUAACUGUGAAUAUCCUGUUGGGAUGCGAUGGAGACAUACAACAAAAAAAGCAGUAAAAUGUAAAUGUGGAGAAGAUGCCUCUUCGAGGCUGGACUGGACAUGGGACGCAGAGUCCACGUCGGAAACCGUAGUAUCGGGUAAGAAAGUAAUAUUCCACCCUGUCUACAGCCAAGGUACUUCGGUAGUACGGGGCAACGAACCGCUAAUGCGAGGACGACACCAUUAUUGGGAAAUUAAAAUCCUAUCAACGCUUUCCGGAACGGACAUUAUGUUUGGCAUCGGCACUGAUAAGGUGGAUCUACGACGACAUCGAUUUGCGUUCGCUAGCGUGCUCGGGCUAGACGAUCAAUCGUGGGGUUACUCCUACCGCGGUCUGGCGCAGCACAAUGGUCAGCUGAAAUAUUACGGCAAGAAGUUCAGCCAAGGCCGCAUCAUCGGCAUCUACGUAGAUAUGCAUCGCGGCACGCUCGAGUUCUUCCUUAAUCGGCGCUCCCUCGGCCGAGCCUACACGGGCAUUCCUCGAGAGGACGGGGUCAAAAUAUUUCCUAUGAUUUCCUCCACGUCUGCUAAAUCGUCCAUCAAGCUGAUAAAUGCCGCGUCAUUUGAAGACAGCUUACGGUUCAGCUGUAUGAAGGUGAUCUGCAAGUAUCCGAAGCUUCUCGAACAGGUGAACGGGAUACCCGGGUUACGGCAAACCGUGCAGGAGCUGUGGUUUUUGCAGUUCAAAGACCCGAAACGGCCUGGAGAGUUUGCACAAAAUAACUUACAUUUGGCCGAUGAAGCGGUACUUUGCGGCAAGAAAUUAAAGCUCCUUGGGGACACCACUGUAACCGCUGAACAAUCAGAGAUAAACACAGAGGCAGAAAUUUAUGAUAAUUUACUGAAAAAAGAGGACGUCGGUGGUGAAACAGAAAAGCCCUCACGUGGAAACGGUACCAGUGAAUCGAAUAGUGAUAAUGAUGACCUGUCUGUGAUGAUUUCCAGAGAAUUUUUCUGCAAUCAUUAGGUUAUUUAACUAUACCAGUGUUCCCAAAGCAUUUAUUCACAGUCGAAAAUGGACAUCGUAACUUAUGAGAAACAUCCCUCUCUAUUAUCAUUUCUCAUCAAUCCGACUUUUAUUUCUUUAUUUGUUUUUGAGUGAAAACCUUCCACGUAAAGGUAUUUUACUGUUUACCUUAACUAGAUUCGACCUUAACAUAAUGUAGUAGUGCAUUCUACUUUUGCCAUAAAAAAUCUGAGGCUACAUUUUUCCAACCAGAUUGAAGUUAUUUUUUUACUGAAAUUGAAUUUGAAUUUUCUGUACUUUAGUAAUCAUACAAGAAAUGUUGAAGAAUCAUACAAGAAAUUUGCCUUUUUUCAUACUUUCGGUAAAAGAGUAAAUGGGGCC